Messenger RNA from Hymenoscyphus albidus, 1446 nucleotides. The record is from the annotation of a GenBank genome assembly. NCBI's taxonomy places the organism in Eukaryota, Fungi, Ascomycota, Leotiomycetes, Helotiales, Helotiaceae.
AUGGCUCCUUACUUUGCAAAGAUCGCCGCUUUGGCAGCAAUUGUCCUUCCAUUUGUUGCUGCUGCUCCAACGAGCACCCAUCACUUGAAGAUUCGCAACGUUGAUGCUACCGAUGUCGUCGCUGACAGCUACAUUGUCGUUUACAAGCAGGAUGUCUCUGCCGAAGUCAUCUCUUCUCACGUCGAGCAUGUCAACUCUUUGAUCUCAAAGCGUGACACUGCUGGUUCUAUCGGAGCCACCUAUGAAAUCGUCGACUUCAAGGGAUACCAAGUCAGCGCUGAUUUGGAAACCAUCAACGCUAUUGCUGCUUCUGAAGAGGUACCUAUGUUCAGCCACUUUUCUUUCGUUUAUAUUCUUACAUUUUUCAGGUUGCCUACGUUGAGAAGGAUGGAAUUAUGAGAACUCAAGCUCUGACCACUCAAACCGGCGCUCCAUACGGUCUUGGUCGUAUUUCCCACAAGUCUGCUGCAUCCACCACCUCUUACGUAUACGACUCAACUGCCGGUUCAGGUGUUACCAUCUACAUUGUAGACACCGGUGUCAACCUCCAGCACGUCGAGUUUGAGGGCCGUGCUACCUGGGGAGCAAACUACAUCUCUGGAUCCCCAGUAAGUAAUUUCUGGGAAACAUGCAAUUCUCAUAGCUAACAAAUACCAGAACACCGAUGAGUACGGACACGGAACUCACUGUGCCGGAACUUCUGCAGGAAAGACCUAUGGUGUUGCUAAGAAAGCCAGCAUUGUUGCCGUCAAGGUUCUCGACUCCACCGGAUCUGGAUCUACUUCAGGUGUUAUCUCAGGUGUUCAAUGGGUUGCCACAAACGCCCGGCCUAGAUCUGUUUUGAGCAUGUCUCUUGGAGGAGGAUUUUCCUCUGCUAUGAACUCUGCUGUUGCAGCUGCAGUCCGUGCCGGUUAGUGCUCAAAGUCCUAAGCGAGCGAGGAAAUUAUUUACGCUUCUCGGCUACUCCCCUGAGAAAAAACAAAUGCUAAUGUCCAACAGGUGUCACCAACGUCGUCGCCGCAGGUAACUCUGGUGCCAACGCUGCCAACUACUCUCCCGCAUCUGAGCCAAGUGCCAUCACUGUCGGUGCUAUCAGUAGCACUAACGCUCGUGCCUCAUUCUCCAACUAUGGUACACUUCUCGACAUCUUCGCCCCAGGCGUCAAGUAUGGCUUCUCCCUUAGAUUACCAUAAGGUAAACAGUCACUAAUACUCUUAUAGCACUCUCUCCGCAUGGAUCGGUUCCACCACCGCUACCAACACCAUCAGCGGUACCUCCAUGGCCACCCCACACAUCGCCGGUUUGGCCGCUUACCUCAUCGGCCUCGAGGGUCUUGCUACCCCAGCUGCCGUUCUCAGCCGCAUCACUGCUCUUGCCACCUCUGGUCAAGUCACCAGUGUUCAGGGUUCCGUCAACCUCAUCGGUUACAACGGUAAUGGUGCAUAA